This is a messenger RNA of Colletes gigas, 3487 nucleotides long. Its product is annotated as TBC1 domain family member 25. Gene Ontology annotation, molecular function: GTPase activator activity. NCBI's taxonomy places the organism in Eukaryota, Metazoa, Arthropoda, Insecta, Hymenoptera, Colletidae. Gene Ontology annotation, cellular component: autophagosome. Gene Ontology annotation, biological process: regulation of autophagosome maturation; activation of GTPase activity. The record is from RefSeq and is a predicted model, not a curated record. Bases 646 to 3246 code for a protein of 866 amino acids. The transcript has 9 exons.
CAUUCUUGCUCUUUCUCUUUUUGCUCACGCUAGAAGGUGACGCCAAUUUUUUUCGAGCAAUUCUAUCUAUCUUCGUUUCGCCUGUCACAUUUUCAAUUCUUCCCUCUGUCUCUUCUGUUAUUGGUGCUUGCCAUGAAAGAAAGAGACCCGCAAUACAGAAGAUCGAAAGUGGAUUUCCGAGUGCCGACAAUCUCGCAGUGACAGCGGAUGUGUAUGGUGAAACUUCGAGGAGAGCGCGAAACAAUCGUCUCAUAUCGUUUUGAAUGCGCCACCGACAAUAGCCGUUAAGAAAUCGACCAUUUUAUCGCUGUGAAUGAUUGUUUGAAUCGACGCGAAGUGUCAGCUGCUGUGUACUCGGUUACUUCGAUUCCUUCGAGAAACGCAGUUCGCGGUGCAGUGCCUUUGUGAAAGAGAAUGCUCCUCGCGGAGAGAAACGAAAGCUCGCAAGUCGGAUUCGUUUACGCCGCGUGAAACAAAUUAACCUAGCAGAACUGUUUAGUGUUAAGCGUGAAAAUGUUAAGUUUUGUUCAAUGCAACGAGAACGUUCCUGAAGAGGUGCAGAUUUUUUUAAGGGAUUCGAAGUUGUCCUGAAUUAUCAAAUGGACUUUUCCAGCGCAUGAAAGAAUCUGCAUAUCAACGUCAAACAUGUUCGGAUGUCCCAGAGAGGCUGUGCGUGUCAAAGUGAAGAAAUGCGAGACCAGGCAUCAGCCCGAGUAUCGCAAGUUCAGCGUGGACCCGCAGAUAACAUCUAUCGAAGUGCUUCAAAGUAUACUUAUCAAAGCGUUCGACAUCAAAGGGGAGUUCACCGUUUCGUAUCGAGCACUAGACGACUAUGGAUCAGAAACUUAUUUAUUUCUGCUUUCCGACUGGGACUUGGAUGCAGCGUUUAUCAGCGCUUCCGAGCCGUAUCUGUACCUUCAGGUCAACCUGAAACCUUUCGGAGAAACUGGCGACUGUGAAUGUUACUGGGAACAGAAUGCACAGGAAGCAUCGACACGACAAGAAACAGGGUUUCCGUACAGGACGCCCAAGUUACCUGGCCUCAUCAUGAAUAAGAUGGAGAGGACGCUGAGUAUAGUUCAGCGUGCUCUGGGUAACUUGGGCGAGGAAUCAUCCCAUCAACAAAGCAUCCAACCACCGCGAUUGCCAUUGACAGACGCGGAAUUUCGACGAUUUCUGGACCCCAUCGGACAAGUGAUACACCCUAAAGAACUGCGGGCCGUCAUAUAUUUCGGUGGAAUCGAGCCCAGCUUGCGUAAAGUGGUUUGGAAGCACAUUUUAAAUGUAUACCCUGAAGGUAUGUCGGGUCGCGAGAGAAUGGACUACAUGAAAAAGAAAUCGCAGGAAUAUCAAAAUCUCCGCGAAAGAUGGAAAACACUUGUGCAAAAGGGACAGAAUAUCGGCGAUUUGGGAUACGUCACGAGCAUGGUGCGGAAAGACGUUCUGAGAACGGACAGACAUCACAAGUUUUACGGUGGUUCUGACGAUAAUCAGAACACGGCCAGCUUGUUCAACAUACUAACAACGUACGCCUUAAACCAUCCUAGCGUCAGCUAUUGUCAAGGUAUGAGCGACUUAGCUUCGCCUCUUCUGGUUACUAUGAGAGACGAAGCGCAGGCAUACAUAUGCUUGUGUGCACUUAUGAGAAGAUUAAAGGAUAAUUUUAUGCUCGAUGGGAUUGCAAUGACUACUAAGUUUGCCCAUUUAGCGGAAGGUUUGCAACACUAUGAUCCUGACUUCUAUGCUUAUCUAAAAUCACAUCAAGCGGAUGAUCUGUUAUUUUGUUAUCGAUGGCUUUUAUUAGAAAUGAAACGAGAAUUUGCUUUGGAUGAUGCUUUAAGGAUGCUCGAAGUAUUAUGGGCUGCACUACCAGCGUCACCACCAAAUGGAGAACUUAAUCUCACUGAAGUACCUUUUCCUCCACCUUCGCCACCUCCAAGUCCAAACGUAAAGCACAUUCGUGAAAAUGCGUAUACAAAGGUCUGUGCUAUUAGGCGACAAAGUUCUUCCGCUAGUAUUGCCGCUACCGCGAAAAGAAAAAAUCUGAAUAUAGAGGAACUGUCUUUACAAUCUUCCGCGGAAACAAACGGAGAUUCAAAAAGAUCAAGUUCUCCUUUUGAAACAUUCUCUGAGCCAGAAAAUGAUUUAACAACGGUGAAGAAUCGAAGAAACACAGAAUCCACGGAAAAGUGCCUAAGUACAGGUUCUCUGCCUGGUAAAUCUAAACGUGUAAACUUACUGGAAUUGAAAGAUAGACUAUCGUUACCCAAUAAAGACCAAAGUAAAACUAAUGAACAAAACGAUAAUGAAAAAAAGUGCGCUCGAGUGGUAAAAAAUUUAAAUGAAUUUUUGAAUUUCACAAGUCUCAAUCGUAACAAAGUAACACCAAGUGAUACGGAACCAGAAUUGAGGCGAGUUCUGAGCGAAAGCGGAGUUAUUAGAGUGUUGAGAGAUGAACCAAAUUCUCCGGACGAUGCAACAGAUUUCUUUCCAAUGACUACUUCAAUGACUAGAGAAUUAAGACUGGAGGUAGAAUCACUCGAUCGACAAGUCUUCGGGCCAUCGCCACCCAGCGAUCAGCAAUGCGAUUGUGUUCUUUCCAAAAGAGACAGUGAACUAAUCGAGAGCGAAACGGAUACAGAAUUAGCAAGAUGUAGUCCAGCUGCGGAUGUGUUUGUCUGGGAGAAUCCCCUUCAUACAUUGCAACAUAAAAAUCAUCCAGCUACUCCCGAUGAACAAGCAGAGCUUGAAUAUGAUGGGGAAAUAAUGGAGGACCAGAAUGGUGUCAAAUCUGUCACCCCCAUUAGACUGCUAAAACGUGCUACUAGAUCCGAAUCCGCGUCAGAUAGCGAGGAAUCGAAGAGUUGGCAUCAGAAUGCAGCUGUACUCGAAAGCCCAACUAAGCAAUCUAUACAAGAACACUGCAAAGAAGCUACAGAACUUAUGAAUCUUAUUCCAGCGGGCACUAGUGAAGAUCAAUUGGGAGAAAGUUCUCUGCCUCCGCCUAACGAAUUCGGCGGUGGAAACCCGUUCCUUAUGUUCCUGUGCAUUACUCUUCUGCUUCAACACAGAGACUUUGUUAUGCGUAAUCAAAUGGAUUAUAACGAAAUGGCCAUGCAUUUCGAUAAAAUGGUCCGUCGACACAAUGUUGUUCGGGUGCUCAAUCAGGCAAGGCAACUGUUCGCUGGUUACCUUAGACGACAUUCUUCAUCAUCAGCCAUGAAAUCAGACUCCGUAAACGUAUAACCUCUAAUGCCCGAAUCUAACUACUGAUACCAUGUAAUAUGGAAUGUGAAACUAAUGACCUUCAAAUACAUUUUACUGAUCAAGUCAAAUUAUAAAGAAGUAAGUCCAAAAUAUGUUUUUUAAAUCGGAAAAAUGAAUCGAAAUACAUUUAUAUGGGAUAAUUCGAGAAACUAUAACGAGUAGUAGCUUUUUUCAAACGAAGAUAUAAAUAAUCGAUACGAGAAAAACUUGAAUCUCGUAA